AGGUGGGGAGGGAGUCCGGGCAGCCCCCCUGCAGCGACAGAGUCCCGGCUCAGCUGCGGGGCCGGGCAGGCGGGAGCAGGGCUUGUUUGUGGGCUCCUCGCUCGGCCCGUGUGGACGUCGUUCUGGAGGGUAGCUUUUGGGGAUUUGCAGGUCCUUUCUAGCUCCCUUCUAUGGGAUAUCCAGCUACUGCCCACAGUGACAGUGAAGAUGCUGUAGCUAUCCUCCCCAUUGCCACCUGCUCCCAGAAAGGCUAUGUACCGCUUGUGUGUGGUGGUGGGAUGACUCUGCUGGGUUUUUAGGCUCAUCCAGGUAGUUUUUGCCUCUGCAUUGCCGGGUGUUUCCUUAUUUCUUGCACAGACUUGGAUUAUCCUUUUGAAACAGUGCUUCUUGUGCUUCUGGUAGAGAAGAGCUUGCUGUAAGUGUAGACAAGUGCAAAUAAAUAGCAUUAUUUUAGACCGGAAUUAAAACACUGCUUUAGAGCUCUUUUGUAAGUUUCGUAGUGUUGCCACGUUUAGAUUUUUCUUUUAAUGGAAGUUGGUAAAUCCCGAGACUGCUGCAGGUUGCUGCAGAAACUAUUUUGUAUUCUUCUGGUUUGUACGGAUCUGGUAUGUCUUGGAUACAAAUUGCUUUGCUUUGACAUAAUCCAGCAGUACACUCUAUAUAAUGCAAAGGGUAACUGUCACAUUUAAACUUGUUUCCUUCUGUGUUACUGAUCUGUCGCUAUUUAAACAGUGUCUUCAGCAUGGAAAUUGCAGGCAUUCCUUCCAAAUCCUUUGCCCUUUAAUACUUUUUGUUUCAUUGUACACAUUACAGAACUGGCAUAUAGAAAAACUAGGCACUAGUCAUUGAAAGUCAGCCUCUUGGUUUCAGUGAGCUCAAAUAAAAAGAAAAUUGGGUUGUGGUCUCUAGGCAGCUGUGUCACAAAACCACUUCAGGAAGAGCUAUUACUGCUGAGAAAGAAUAGGUAGCACUUAGGUGCCUUGAGACUAUUCCAGUUGGAUCUGCUCCUGCUACUUGGCCCUAGAAGACGACCAGAGAAGAGGGGUUAGAGCUUGAGACUGAGCAGCCUGGGGUUUGCUUUUGUUCCUGCUGUGUGAACAGGGCAUGUAAGCUUGGGCAUGUGUUCCCUUGCUUUGAUUUGUCUUGAAUCAAGUCACAUAAACCAAUUGAGGAUGUUUUAGAAAUCUGCUAUUUCAGUGGACUUUGAGACAUUCAGAGAAAAUACACUUACUGAUAUUUAAGCUAAAAUAAAGUAACUUAAGGGCUUAAAUUCAUAUAUGGAUGUAUUCUGUGGAAACAGAAACACUUCAACAUUUGCUAUGCCCUAAUUCCAGUAAAGAGUGGUAGGUCUGCAGAACAAAGUGCUUUGUAACAGAGGGGGAGUACUUGUUCUCUGUUCUUUAAAUCCGUGCAAGUGCAGACAUGUUUAGUGCUUCAGUUGAAUGACAGUCUGAGAAACCCAGAAAACUGAACCAAUGCAAAAAUUUAGAAUACGUGAGCAUUUUUGAGAUUUUUUUUUUUCUGUCUUUUUAACAUGAGAAAGCCACAACAAUUGUAGCUGCUUCUGCAGUAGAUAAAUGAAUAAAAUAGGAAAACCUGUAAUGCCACAUGUAGAAAAGGUGUAGGAUUUGUGAGGUUAUUUUUUUGGGAAAAUAACCAUAGUUGAUCACUACUCUUUAUUUCUUAAUCCCUUCAUUUCCAAAAGCUACCCAUCUGAUGAGGGAACUACAGUAGCUACCGCAUUUAGCAGAACUGAAAAUAUGCCUUUUAAGCUGAGUGCGUAUCAGUUUGGUGAUAAAUAACUUGUCCUGCGAGGCCAGUUGUGCCAGUCAUUGUCGUUAAAAAGUCCCAAACAAGGGAACUCCAAAUUUGUAGCCUGUCAGUGUUACCACCAGUGUGGUUUUGCUGUCGGUGACCUUUAAAGGGGAAGUAGGAACCAGACACAGCGAGCAGAGCAGCCGCAGCAGCGGGGGCCUCUGACACUGGAACUUGGGAUAAGAAUUCCUAGACCACUGGGACACGGACCAAGCAGAUUCAUCCCCGAGAAGGAGACGAUUCAAGUGGGAAAGGAAGACGCCAUGAUGCACACGCUGUUUGCAGAUUCUUUUGCCACGCUGGGCCGAUUGGACAAUGUUACCUUGGUGAUGGUUUUCCACCCACAGUAUCUUGAAAGCUUUCUGAAAACUCAGCACUAUCUACUGCAAAUGGAUGGUCCACUCCCGCUUCAUUACCGACACUACAUCGGGAUAAUGGCUGCAGCACGACACCAGUGCUCUUACCUGGUUAACCUCCAUGUGAAUGACUUCCUUCAUGUUGGUGGAGACCCUAAAUGGUUGAAUGGCCUGGAAAAUGCACCUCAAAAGCUGCAAAAUUUAGGAGAACUGAACAAAAUGUUGGCUCAUAGACCCUGGCUUAUCACCAAGGAACACAUCGAGCAACUUUUGAAGACUGAAGAGAACAGCUGGUCCCUGGCAGAGCUGAUCCACGCGGUUGUUCUCCUCACACACUACCAUUCCCUUGCUUCCUUCACCUUUGGUUGUGGGAUCAGUCCAGAGAUCGACUGCGAAGGGGGUCACACCUUCAGGCCCCCUUCCGUCAGUAACUAUUGCAUCUGCGAUAUCACAAAUGGUUACCACGGGGUGGAUGAUGUUCAUGCUAGCCCAACUGGAAGUAUCCCAUCUACAGAGUCUGUCUGUGAAGUUGAAGCUCUUAUGGAGAAAAUGAAGCAGCUACAGGAGUGUCGAGAUGAAGAGGAAGCCAGCCAAGAAGAGAUGGCUACACGUUUUGAAAGAGAGAAGAGAGAAAGCAUGUUCGUGUGUUCCUCAGAAGAUGAAGAAUCGGCACCAGCAAGAGAUGUGUCUCGUCACUUUGAGGACACCAGCUAUGGUUACAAAGACUUCUCCAGACAUGGAAUGCACGUGCCUACCUUUCGUGUUCAGGAUUAUUCUUGGGAAGACCACGGCUAUUCCUUGGUUAAUCGUCUUUACCCAGACGUGGGACAACUACUUGAUGAGAAGUUUCAUAUUGCUUAUAAUCUGACUUACAACACGAUGGCCAUGCACAAAGAUGUGGAUACCUCAAUGCUGAGACGAGCAAUUUGGAACUAUAUUCAUUGUAUGUUUGGAAUAAGAUACGAUGAUUAUGACUAUGGUGAAAUUAAUCAGUUGUUGGACCGCAGCUUUAAAGUCUAUAUCAAGACUGUGGUUUGCACUCCUGAAAAGACCACAAAACGAAUGUAUGAUAGCUUCUGGAGGCAGUUUGAACACUCUGAGAAGGGGCACACGACCUUCUCACCUCUUCCUUUGCUAACAACCCCCUCUGCUCCACAGGUCCAUGUAAAUUUGCUUCUGGUAGAAGCUCGGAUGCAAGCCGAACUACUUUAUGCUCUGAGAGCUAUUACUCGCUAUAUGACCUGAUGUUUCCGGCUGUCUGUCGACCUCGGAAUGUUCUGCAGCUGCAGUGUGGCAGAAGAGGAUGCGAAGCCUCAGGACCAACAGUAGCUCUAAGUUAAGACGCCCAUUGUGCCAUAACUCCUUUAGUUUCAGCUAUUUCAGUGUUUGGAAUAUCCCUGCUGCCACUCGGCAGUGAGCGCUUGGCAGUUGAAAAGACAGGGUUGUGCAGAAGUGCUGCCUGCUCAUGGUAUUUUGGCUUUAGACAGCACGGGACACUCUGAACUUGUGGCAAUAUAGCAAAUGAUAGAUAUAUAGAUCUUGUGUUAAGGCAAAUACUAUGGGAGCUGGAGCGUGACCAGAAGUGGGAUUUGAUGACGUUUGCUUUCCCUACGAGAAUAAUUUUAGAAAAUCUUGUUGCUGCUAUUUGUGCUGGUGGAGUGAACAGACACGGGCUGUUCCAGUUAAGCUAAAAGUGAAAGUGAGCACUGCUAUUGUCUGAGCCUUUAUUGUGUGUGGUUUCAAAAAAUGCCUUGUUAUUUAGAUUUCUUCUUUUAAUCGGGACUAAACCUCUUCUGUCCACACGGAUGAUUUGAAAAAUAGCAGUCAAUUUUCUCAAAUAGUUUAGCCUUAAAAUGCUACAGGACAUUUGUUCAGCAUUAUUGGGUGAGCUCCAAAGUACAACGGUCUUCCUAUGGAAAGAAGGGGCCUUGGGUCCUCAGAGCUUUUUAGAGAUCUAAUGAUGUGACUUGUCGAGUAGCUUUUUGUCUUGGUUUUCAAGGAUGACCCAACACCUGUUCAGGAGCCAGGACAAAGUGUGGGAAUGUUGUUCUAGACUGCCAAACAGUCCUACUGUACGCCAUGCCCAACGCUGGUCUUACUGAGUUUUGCAGUUGCUUAAAUAACUAGGCUAAAAACCAUCUAUUUUUAGUAAAUCAAGACAUGAUUAAAAUGCUGACAUUUAAUAUACGGUGGUUUUGGAGAACACAUGAGUACUUUUGUAUGAGUGUGAAUUGCUUUUUAAAUUUGUCAGUAUUAUUGGUAUUUUUUAAAUAAAGAUAACAACUUUU
Messenger RNA from Columba livia (rock pigeon), 4459 nucleotides. RefSeq names its product sestrin 1 (gene SESN1). The transcript has 11 exons. Gene Ontology annotation, molecular function: oxidoreductase activity, acting on peroxide as acceptor; L-leucine binding. The coding region runs from base 2079 to 3416 and encodes 445 amino acids. Gene Ontology annotation, cellular component: nucleus. The record is from RefSeq and is a predicted model, not a curated record. Gene Ontology annotation, biological process: regulation of response to reactive oxygen species; negative regulation of TORC1 signaling; cellular response to L-leucine. NCBI's taxonomy places the organism in Eukaryota, Metazoa, Chordata, Aves, Columbiformes, Columbidae.